UUCUGAGGCGGAGUCGCUGCUUUCUUUACGUGUCAUUUCCGUCACUGUCUCCUUCCUUUCGCCCGUGAGCCUCCAGCCGGUCGGCGAGCCCGUCGCCUUUCCCCGCCUCAGGAUGACCGAUUUCAGCGGAGGCUUGCCAAGCGGCGGUGGCGGCGAACUACCCGGUCAAAGAGAACUAUCCGCUCGCGGAGCCCGCAUCGCCAAUGGCGCCGCGGGGCUCCUGGACAAAGGCUUCGAUAAGUAUCUCGAUGACCCUUUCGACGCGGACCAAAACCCUCAGGGCAUUUUGAAUUUUGGAACAAGCGAGAACAAGCUUUGUUUUGAUUUACUACAGGAAAGGCUUUCGAAACCUGACAUGAAUUAUUUGGAGCCUCAUUUACUCCAAUACUCGGAUACCCAAGGCAUUAAAAGCUUCCGAGAAGAAAUUGCCAAAUUUCUUACUGAAUAUGCAAAUGCUUCAGUACCAUUAGAUCCAGAACAUAUUAUUGUGAUGAAUGGCUGCUGCGCUGUCUUUGCGACUCUUUCAACUGUGUUGUGUGAUCCUGGAGAUGGAUAUCUAAUUCCAACUCCAUAUUAUGGUGGCAUCAAUUCCAAAACUUGGUUAUAUGGUGGAAUGCAACCUGUUCAUGUACCGUUAUUCAGUGAGGUAGCUGACAAAGGAAGCCAGCCUUUUCAAUUAACAGUUGAAAAAUUAGAAGCUGCAUACCAGGGAGCCAGGGAAAAGGGCAUCCGAGUCAGAGCAUUAAUCCUGAUCAACCCUCACAAUCCAUUAGGGGGCAUUUACCCAGCACAGUUACUGACAGAAUGUCUAGAGUUUGCGCACAGGUAUGAGUUACAUAUAAUAAUGGAUGAAAUUUACAUGCUGUCAGUAUAUGGUGAUACUACAUUUACAAGCAUCCUUAGCUUAAAGAGUUUACCUGAUCCAGACCGAACCCAUUUUAUGUGGGGAUUUAGCAAGGAUUUUGGCAUGUGUGGUAUUCGAGUUGGAAUAUUAUACACCAGAAAUCAUUACAUCAGGAAAGCAGUUAAUCAGCUUGUGGUUUUUCAUGGAUGUUCUGGACCUGUACAGCAUGUUCUCCAACAAAUCCUUAAAGACAGAGACUGGCUGGAUAAUGUCUUUUUCCCAAUAAGUAAAAAAAGAUUAAAAGAAGCUCAAAACAUUCUCGUGGAUGGUCUUGCAGAAAUUGGAAUACCUGUUUUAAAAAGCUCAGGAGGGUUAUAUGUGUGGGCUGAUUUCAGGAAGUUUUUAAAAACACAGACAUUUGAAGCUGAAAUCGAUUUAUGGAUGAAGAUUCUUGAUGAAAAACUCCUUAUUAGUCCUGGGAAGGCCUUCUGCUGUUAUGAACCUGGAUGGUUUAGAGUAGUUUUCUCAGAUUCUGUAGAUAAGAUCAUUUUAUGCAUUCAGAGACUUCAACAAUUGCUUUGUGAUAAAAUGGAUGAACCUGUUAGUCUGUGUUCAUGUCCUGAACAAAACAAAUGUACUGAGUCAGAUGACAAUGUUUCUGCUAAAGUCAUGAAUACACCAAUGGAUGAUGUGUCAGAGGGUUAUUCACAGCUGAAGAAAAUAGCUGUUUUCUAAGAUCUGGACUGACAACACAAAUAACCUGUUUUUAUGUAUCUGUGACUCCUUUUCUUUUCUCUUUAUAUAAUCUGAAUAUGCCUUUUACCUUGUAGUUUGUAAUGUACGGUUAUUAAUUUAAAAUCAGGGCUAUUACAUCUUAGAAUGAUUUAAUUUCCUUAAUGAAGUUUAUCUUAAUUGAAGUGUUUAGUAUUUUUCCUUAGUGCCUGUUGAGAUAACUUAUAUUGGAAAAUAACAGACUAUUUUUCAACUGUGUUUCUUUCAGACAGGUUCAAAUGCUUCUAAUGACAAACAAUUAGUU
Molecule: messenger RNA, 1880 nt
Organism: Notechis scutatus (mainland tiger snake)
Lineage: Eukaryota; Metazoa; Chordata; Lepidosauria; Squamata; Elapidae
Product: 1-aminocyclopropane-1-carboxylate synthase-like protein 1
Biological process (GO): biosynthetic process; amino acid metabolic process
Molecular function (GO): transaminase activity; pyridoxal phosphate binding
Source: RefSeq, a predicted model, not a curated record